UUAUGAUGGAUCGAAUAUACCUUAUUAAUUCGUGGUCAUUUCUAGUCAAACAUUUUAAAGAAAUAAUUGACAAACUUCAAAAAAUGGCUGUAGAGGUUUUUAAUUCUGAACAAGCAGCUCGCUUUGAAAGGUCAGGCAGGGAUAGUAGAAACAGAUUUACCAGUUCAGAUGUCUUACGACGACAACACAGGGCGUCAUUUCGCGCAAUUCAGGAUUUAACAAAAGACAAGCAUUUAUUUCACUAUCUUCAUCUGUACUUUGCUUGGAUACUUAAAGCUGGUGCACAUCGAGUGACAGAGAAAGUUCUAGAAGGCCCUCCUAGGGUGAGCUAUACUUUGUAUUCCAUCUUUUUUUGAAGUAUUCAUUUAGAGUACACACUACAACAUGAAGAAUGAAUUCUUGUUUAAAUUAAUUCAUAAUUAUCUCUUGAACGAUAAUCAGUAAUGUUCACUGCUGCAUGCAUCAAUUGUCUCACUUUCAUCUGCAUAAUAAUAUUAUUUGAAAUUCAAUGAUAUGGGUGAUAUUUG
Messenger RNA from Dendronephthya gigantea, 527 nucleotides. Its product is annotated as folliculin-like. Gene Ontology annotation, biological process: positive regulation of TORC1 signaling; positive regulation of GTPase activity; negative regulation of transcription by RNA polymerase II. Gene Ontology annotation, molecular function: GTPase activator activity. NCBI's taxonomy places the organism in Eukaryota, Metazoa, Cnidaria, Anthozoa, Malacalcyonacea, Nephtheidae. The transcript is spliced from 5 exons. The record is from RefSeq and is a predicted model, not a curated record. The coding region runs from base 3 to 356 and encodes 117 amino acids. Gene Ontology annotation, cellular component: cytosol.